AUGAGCAAAGCAAACAAAUUUAUUAGUACAUUAUAUUAGGUUCUGGAAGUAAUUAAUAGCAUAAAUUUAGAGCAAUGAGUAUUUCAAUUAUGUUUCUUGGACCAACAACGGGUCAUCUUUCACGAUUCAUAGGUUAGAUGAAUUUAAAAAAGUUGUAAUGAAGGAUUGCUUUAACUCUAUAAGCAUUGAAUCAUUUUAUAGACAAAUGUGCUUGUAUGGGUUUCGAUUGAAGAAGAAGAAAGGGUUGAAGGAAUACUCGCAUCCCAAUUUUAUUUCAGGAAGAUUGUACUUAAAAUAGUUUAAGCAGUUAGUAAAGAGUUAGGUCUAGUGUAAAGGAAGAGGAAGACUUAGGUCGUAUCUGAUGACUUGAUUAAAGUGAGUAAUAGUUUAAAGGAGUAAUUUCAAAAGCUAAAAGAGCAAUAAUAUUCUUUCUUAUAUUAAUUGAAAGUGCAAUAUGAAAUCCACAAAAUUCUAUCCAACAAAAUAAAAUGGCUUCUUUCUGUAAAAAUGUUAUAACGACAUUGUAGCAAUUCGAAAAUCAAUAUCCGGAAUUUUGGAAGCAAUAAAUGAGAAUCAUAUUAAAGCUAAUAGUUGGAUGCAAACCAGUCUAUGGGGCAGAAACUUCAGCACCACUUUAUGAAAUAUUAAAGGAUGAUCUAUUGUAACAAGAAGAUUUUUAUUCUCCAAAAUAAUGGCCAUUUUAGUGA
Messenger RNA from Paramecium octaurelia, 707 nucleotides. The record is from the annotation of a GenBank genome assembly. NCBI's taxonomy places the organism in Eukaryota, Ciliophora, Oligohymenophorea, Peniculida, Parameciidae.